AUGCAAGACCUUAAUGCCAGCCUGCGUCCUCUGAGUGACCCCGCCUCCCAACCGACUCUCUUGUGUUGCUUCCUGACCGUUGCCAUGCCGAAAUCAAGCAAGGCGGACCCGCCUGUGCUAUUGUUGUCGCCGGCCGAAUUAGCCCACAAGCAGGCCGGGCACGCCGAGCCCAGCUCCGGAAUCAGCCUCCGAAAAUCAACGACAACCGGUACCCCGUUCAGAUCCUGCUCCGUCAUUCGCCGCCGAUUACACCCGUCUCUGCAAAGAGGCCAGUGCCUCAGCGAGUGCUGGCAGACUCCUCCAGAGUUAGGGCUUUCCGGCCUGAAACACGAGGUCGUCAGGCAUCGCCAGCUUCUCAGGGUGCUCAAAUCACCCAGCUACACCUUCCUCCCCUCCCCAAACAUAAAGCACCCUCCCCUCUUCCAGUUCCUCUUUGACUUCUUCCCAAACUACCACACAAUCCCCUCCAACACCGAGCCCGACUCGAGGUCCUCGAUCCUCGAUCAGGUUGACCGCCAUCAGUAA
Chaetomium globosum CBS 148.51 is the source of this 525-nucleotide messenger RNA. RefSeq lists its product as uncharacterized. Bases 1 to 525 code for a protein of 174 amino acids. The transcript has 2 exons. The record is from RefSeq and is a predicted model, not a curated record. NCBI's taxonomy places the organism in Eukaryota, Fungi, Ascomycota, Sordariomycetes, Sordariales, Chaetomiaceae.